AUGAGUGAAAAUUCUAAUUCUGACGAUAAUGGAUAUGAUAAGAAAGAUGAAUCAUUUGAAAUUACUAUACCUGAAUUUCCAGGUGAUAAUGAUGAAUGCUUUUCAUUUUCUGAUAAUGAUAAUAUACGUGUCAAGGCAAAACUUGAAAAAGGAGAAAAAUUACCAAAUUUACCACCUGUUGCGGAGCAACAUGCACCUGGAACUAUGCCAUUAGCAGUUUUACUUCAAUAUGUUUGUCAAAAAAUUAAUCAAGAAUUACUUUCAAUGACUGAGUUAGUCUGUAAGACUUCAGAUAUAGGAAGAAAAGUUGCAUUAGUUCAAUUUGCAUAUACAGCUAAAAAUUUAUUGUCAAAAGUAUUGGCAGUUGUAAAAUGGUUUAGAUAUUUUAAAAGAUAUCGUUUAUGUAUACCAAUACAAAAUUUUUUGGAUCAACAAUUACAACAAUAUAGAGAUACAGCUGAUGCAUUAUGUGGAAUAGCAAGAGGUGAAUUAACAUAUGCUAGAAUGCCACAAUAUAACAUUGAUUCAGCUAUUGAUGUUAUUUGUGGAGUAUAUGCUAGACUUCCCCUAUCUAUAAAAAAACGAUUUAUUCCUGAACCUGAUUUAACAACACAAGAAUUAGCUAAUAUUCUUACAAGAAUUAAUUUAGCUAUUAAAACACGUUUAUCUUUUGUAGCACAUUUUCUUCCUACACGAAUUAAAAAUAUUAUUACAAAUAAUGGAACAGUAACACUUGUUGUUCCCGGUGAAUUUGAAAUUACACUUACAUUACCAGGUGAAACACUUAAUGUUAAAUGGAAAUUAUUACGGGUUAGAAUUUUAAUUCAUGACUAUGAAUUUGGUGAUGGUAAAGAGCUAGUACAUUAUUUACAAUUAAAAAAAAUUCAUAAGUUUUGUCAAAAAUUACUAGAUAGAUCAAAGAAACCAUUAAUUUCAGUAUAUAAUUUUUUACAUGAUUUUUGUAUAACUCUUCAAUUUGACUUAAUUUUUGGUGAAAUUUUAGAAUUAACACAAGGUAUUUACAAAAACAAAGUGUUUAUUGAUUUUUGUAAUGUUCAAAGAAGAUAUAUUUCACUAGCUUAUUGGGUAAAUAAAAAAACAAAAAAAAAUCAAUCACCUAAUUAUCAAAUUGUAUUUUCAAUUCCUAAAAAAUCAAGAAAUAGUGGAAUAGUUGUUGAAUAUCGACCCUCAGAUAGUUUUCCUAUAGAAUCUUACAAAGAAUUUGAAGAAAAACCUUCUGUUCAUAAUAUUUUAAAAAGUGUCAUAGAAUAUAAUGUUUAUAAAAAAUUAAUAUUACUUAAAGAACAAUUAGAAAAAUGUAAUCCAAAAUUGAAUGUAAGACUUACAGGUGAUUUAUUACCUAAAGUUACAUUUUAUCUUUUAAACAAAAAUAUUGAUGGAGAUGAUGAUGAAUUGUCUUUUGGAGUAAAUUUUUUUACGGGUGAAUAUAUGUAUGUUGGUGAUGAGUUAAAAGAAUCUCUACUUCUAAAGGCAACAAUUUUUGGUUUAAAUAAUAAUAUUGAUACAAAAAAAUUAGAAAAAUGUCUUGAUGGUAUACGUACUGAAUUUAUAAUGAAAAAAUAUAUAAAAUCAGUUAAUAUGUUAAAUGUUAAACUUGUAAUGGAAAAAACUUUACCAAGUAUAUUUAGAAAAUAUGCAUAUUUUGAACAUUCAAUAAAAUUAUAUUUUCAAAUUAUUAAAGAACCUCAAUGUUAUAUUACUAUAACUUUUACAGAUCCAAAGAAAAAAGGAUUAUGUAUAAAUUUUUUUCUUCUCUCUACAAAUGAAGGAAAAUCAACAAUUAUAAAAUUAAAUCCAUUUGAUUUUUAUAAUCCUUCAAAAAUAAAUACUCAUAAAAGAUCUUAUUUAGGUGAAAUAGGAAAUACAGUAAAUUAUGUUCAUAAAGAAAAUUUUGUUCAAUAUAGUCCUCAUCAGAUAGGGGCAAUAAUUAAUGGAAUUGAAAAUAAAGUUAGUAUGGUUGCUGUAUGUGAUGGAUUUUUGAAAAAAAAUGUUGUUCUUGGUUCAGUUAAAAAUGAUUGUAUUAAUAAUUCACCUUAUAUUGAAAUUCCUAAUAUUUCAAAAUUAAUUGGUUCUGAUAAUACAAAAUUCUUUGAAAAUAUGAAAGAAAUAAUUUUACGAAAUGAUUCAAGAUCUAAACAUAUAUGGCCAUUAGAAUAUUCAUUAAUAAAUACUCCAAUUGUUGAAGAUUUUUAUAAACGUGAUAUAAAUGGUCAAGAUUUAGUUCAUUUAACUGGAAAGAAAAAAUGUUUUCAUGAUAUUAGAAGUUCAGGGUUAUUGGUACCAAUUGCUUCUUUUUAUGAAAUUAUAACAUCAGCAUUAGUUGAUAAAAUGAAAACAUUUUCAAUGCUUCAUAAACAUGUAUAUCAAUUUGCUUAUGCAUAUUAUCAUUAUUAUAACAAGUAUUGCAGAAUUAAAUUAUAUUCAUAUCAUAAACUUAUUAUUGCAUAUGGAGAAAAUAGAGAUCAAUUAGUAUUUUUAACAUAUAAAGCUAUCAAAGAUUCUUUUCUUUUAUCAUUUGGACAAGAUUUAAAACAAAGUUUUGUAAAUGGAGAUUUAAGUGACUCUGAAUACCAGGAUUCUUCAACUUUAUGGAAUCCACAUAAUUUGGUUGCAAGUUUUUUAUCUGAAAAAAGUGGAAGAAAAAAUUUUUUACCAGAAUUGGUGGAUUAUUUAAUUAAUACAACAAGACCAUUAACAUCAUUAUACAAUGGAAUAAGACAUAAAAUUAUUUGUUCCAGUGGUUUAACACAAAUAUUGAUUGGUGAAAAUAUUUAUUCAGAAGAAUUUGAUAUUCAAUUAAUACCACAUUCAGAACAUAAUUUUAAAGUAAUUUGUGGUCGUAUGACUAUUGAAAUAUUUAUGUAUGCUAAAGGAUAUGUUUACAUAAAAGAUAGUUCAUAUGAAAAACCUAAAUUAUAUGGUUUAAAAGAAUUUUUAAAAAUGUAUGGAGGAAAUGUUGUUGAUAUUAAUACAAUAGAAAUUGAUGAAAUUUUACUUGAAAAAGGUGCACGCUCAUUACCAGAAUCAAAAUGUGCAGAUAUAGAAAAAGUUAUAAGAAAUCCAUCAUCAGUACCUUGUUUUACUAAUAUGAAUGAUGAAAAAAAUAAUAAAUGUAUGAGUGUUAAAGAUAUUACAGGAAUGGAUGAAAAAUGUAGAGAGGAAUAUUUUUCAUCAUCUAGAGAUUUAAUUAGAAUUUCUCAUGAUUCAUUUGAUAAAUUAUUAUAUCAGGACUCAGAAAAUAAACCAAUUUCAGAUUUUCGUAACUAUCUUUACAGUUUACGUUCAUUUGAAAGAUUGACAACAAUACUUGUUCAUAAUUAUGGUAAACCUAUGUUAGGUGGUGGUGGUUUAACAGUUCAUUAUGCAAAAGUAUCACAUCAUAUAGUUAAAGUUACUUUCUCAGCAGCUAAACGAUCAGAUGGUAGUAUUCCAUGCAAUAUAAAUUUUAUUAUAUAUCUUGAACCUAAAACUUUUAGAAUAAGACUAAAAUUAGAAUAUAUUGGAUCUUUAAGACCAACAGAUGACGAAAUAGCAAUUGCAGAGGAAUAUUUUGAAGAAGUUAUGAAAUAUACAGAAUCUCCACAAAUGGUAUAUUCAUUUAUGAAUUUAAUUCGUUUAAUAAUUCCAAAAUUCUUUUCAUGUGUCACCAACUUAAUGUUACUUCAACUUAAUCCUGAUCCCUUAAAUUUUUAUACAAUGAAUUUUGAAUUUGUAAAUGUGAUACAAAGAAAGGAUGAUUCAAUGCCAAAGUAUGUACCACAAAUAUUAAUCAAUGAACUUUCUGGUCGUAUUUUAAUACCAAUUACUAUAAAACCACAAAAAGUUGAUUUUAAUAACAAAAAUAAUGAUAUUAAUAAUAAAAUUAAACUUGAUUUUGUAUGGGAUGCUGCUAACAAUGAAGUAUAUAUUCACAAUGCUAAUGAUGACUUUUUUAAAAUGAUUAAUCAAAAAAUUAUUCAAUUUAAUAAUACUGUUAAAGAAUCUUUAGAAUGUACAUUAGAAGCAUGCAUAAGAUAUAUUUUAAAAAGUGAAAUUAAAUCUACAUAA
Strongyloides ratti is the source of this 4068-nucleotide messenger RNA. RefSeq names its product Mediator complex, subunit Med14 family-containing protein. The transcript is spliced from 2 exons. The record is from RefSeq and is a predicted model, not a curated record. NCBI's taxonomy places the organism in Eukaryota, Metazoa, Nematoda, Chromadorea, Rhabditida, Strongyloididae. Gene Ontology annotation, molecular function: transcription coregulator activity. Gene Ontology annotation, cellular component: core mediator complex; mediator complex. Bases 1 to 4068 code for a protein of 1355 amino acids. Gene Ontology annotation, biological process: regulation of transcription by RNA polymerase II.